This is a messenger RNA of Trichoderma virens Gv29-8, 2677 nucleotides long. RefSeq names its product glycoside hydrolase family 55 protein. Bases 46 to 2571 code for a protein of 841 amino acids. The record is from RefSeq and is a predicted model, not a curated record. Gene Ontology annotation, molecular function: polygalacturonase activity. The transcript has 6 exons. Lineage: Eukaryota; Fungi; Ascomycota; Sordariomycetes; Hypocreales; Hypocreaceae.
CAUCCGCCAAUUCUCUCUCUCUCCUCGCCAACCCCGUCCUCCACCAUGAAGGCUCUCAGCUACAGGGUCCUUCUGCCGGCCCUGGCCUUGCCGCAUCUUUCGCAGGCAGGCUAUGGCUCUGGUCGUCUUGUGCCCCAGAUCGAAACCUUUGUUGAGAACAUUCAGCAAGAGUUUGCAGCUUGGUUCGAUUUCAAGUCGGAUCAUAGCCAGAGUUCCAAGUUACUUGCCAAGAAGCCAACGCCGCCACCACCAACACAAUACUGGCUCGACAAGAUCAAGCAUCAGGGCGUCGCGCCUUUUGCUGACUCUGACUACAAGGUCUUUCGCAAUGUGAUGGACUAUGGUGCCAAAGGUGACGGCGUUACUGACGAUACUGCGGCCAUCAACCUUGCCAUGACCUCGGGUGGUCGCUGUGGACCUGACAACUGCUCGUCCAGCACCGUGACUCCUGCGAUUGUGUAUUUCCCACCGGGAACCUACGUUGUGUCGUCUCCAAUCAUCGACUAUUACUUUACCAUGAUGAUUGGUGAUGCUGUCAACUUGCCAACGCUCAAGGCCAGCCCCAAUUUCGGCGGUGUUGGCCUGGGCGUUAUUGAUGGUGACAAGAACCACAUCUGGGGCCCCACAAACAUCUUCUACCGACAGGUCGCCAACUUCAUCAUCGAUCUUACCGAUGUUCCGCCUGUCAAUGCCCAAGGGUCCGGCCCAACUGGAAUCCACUGGCCAACUGCUCAGGCUACGAGCAUUCAAAAUGUCCGCAUUCUGAUGAGCGAUGCCCCAAACACCGCCCACCAGGGUAUCUUUAUGGAAGAUGGCUCCGGUGGCUUCUUGACCGACAUCACCUUUGUCGGCGGCAAAUUUGGCGCGCAGUUCGGCAGCCAGCAAUUCACCAUGCGCAACCUCACUUUCCACAACGCUCAGACAGCCAUUCGCCAGGGCUUCGAUUGGGGCUGGACAUAUGCCGGCAUUACCAUCAACAACUGCUCUGUCGGCCUUGACAUGAGCGCUGUAGAUGGCAACGGACAUUUGAGCGUGGGAGGCAUUACCAUGAUUGAUUCCAGCGUUACUGACACCGACAUCUUUAUCAAGACGGCCAAGACGAGCACAUCACAGCCAGUGGGAGCCGGCAACCUCAACCUGGAAAACAUUCAGCUCUCAAACGUCCCCAUCGCAAUUCAAGGUCCUACUGGUGCUACCGUUUUGGAGGGAACUACCGGCCACACCACCAUCAAAGGAUAUGUUACCGGCCACACCUACAAUCCUCAUGGCCCUACAUAUGUUGACGGACCAGCUAGUCCCUUCCCCCGCCCGUCCAGUCUCACCGUUAGAAACGGCGCUUUCUACACACGAUCGAAGCCUCUGUACGCUGACCUCGACGUAUCCAGUUUCCUCAGCGCCCGUGACUUGGGUGCCAAGGGAGAUGCCGUUACCGACGACACAAAGGCACUCAAUGCGGCAAUUGCCACUGCUGUGCGUCAGGGUAAAGUUCUCUUUGUGGAUGGUGGAAUCUACAAGGUGACGAGCACAAUCAGAAUCCCGCCUGGAGCUCGCAUCGUUGGUGAAGCGUACUCUAACAUCAUGGGAUCUGGACCUUUCUUCUCAAAAGCUUCUUCACCCCAGCCCGUUGUGCAAGUUGGCUUACCCGGACAGUUUGGCCAGAUUGAGUGGUCAAACAUGGUGGUCAGCACGCAAGGCUCUACAAGCGGUGCCAUUGUAAUUGAGUACAACCUUGCCAGCACAGCAUCCAACCCGUCAGGCAUGUGGGAUGUUCACGUCCGAGUUGGCGGUUUCGAGGGCAGCAAUCUGCAGCUUGCAAACUGCCCCCAGAACAUUGGAAGCGACGCCAUCAACCCCAACUGCAUUGCAGCGCACACCAUGAUGCACGUUACACCUGCUGCCCAGGGACUGUACAUGGAGAACUGCUGGCUCUGGGCUUCUGACCACGACAUUGAGGACCCCAGCCUUAGGAUGAUUGACGUGUACAGCGUGCGCGGAUUGUUGGUUGAAAGCAUCGCUGGAAACAUUUGGCUAUGGGGCACUGCCGUGGAGCACAACGCUCUGUACCAGUACGAAUUUUCCAAGACUCAAAACAUCUUCAUGGGCUUCAUCCAAACCGAAACUGCUUACUACCAACCGCACCCCAACGCCACCCAGUUCCAGUCUUCGCCCAAUCUCAUCUCCAGCAUCUUCGGCUCCACCGACCCAGAUUUCAACUAUUUCUGCCAAGGUCGCUCCGGUGUCUGCAAGGACGGCUGGGCGCUGCGUGUCCUCAGCUCAAGAGACAUCCUCGUCUACGGCGCGGGUCUGUACUCGUUCUUCAACGAUCACAGCACAACCUGCUCCAACACCGACCAGGAAAACUGCCAGACUCAAAUCGUUGGAAUUGAUAGCGGCUCGCCAAAGUCGCUGCUUAGUAGCAUUUUCAGCAAGAAGAGCCAGGUCAGGAUUUACAGCUUGAACACUGUUGGUUCCGUGUCCAUGGCUACCGUGCAGAACGUGGAUACUGUGUUCCAGAAGGACAACACUGGACCAUUCCCGCAGGGCGUGUCUUUGUUUGAGUCUUUGGGCUAGGAUGCGAGUUUGAUUUAGCUAUGGUUUUACGCGUCACUCUAUGAUUGUGAUAUGCCAGUUUUGGCCAAUAGUCUGUAGUUGUAAUAAAUAUACAGUAAUUCAUCAG